CCGCCGCGCCGCGCCGAAGCGCGCCCGGAACGCCCGCCAGGCCGCCUGGAUGAGCUUCGCGAAGCGGCCCAGCCGCUGGGCGCGGAGCCGCUCGAGCGCGCCACGCGCGCGGCCGUCCUUGAUGAACACUUUUGUGCGGCCCACGCAGACGUCGAACGGCCCGUCGAAGAGGCCCUUCACGGCCGGCGCCGCGAGGACGCGCUCGCACGUCUCCUGCGGCGAGCCGAUCGCGUUGCCGACGAGCACCGCGUAGCGCUUCGCGAAGGAGGCGUGGGUCUCGCGGUGCGCGUAGCCGGCCCGCCGGAUGCGGAUCGCCUCGAAGAGGCCCGAGUAGCGCAGCUGCUCGAGGCAGAGCGGCGCGUCGAAGGCGUCCGGCUGCUUCAGCGCGUUCGACUUGAUGCACCGAAUGAAGUGGGGCUGCGUCUUUUCCAGGACGCGCGUUAGGCCCGCGAGCUGCUUCCGGAAGGCCGAGCCCAGCGUCUUCGUCCGCGCGUCGUCCGCGAAGAACGACGCCACGAGGCGAUUUCCCGUCGCGCCCAACGUUUUCAGCGUCGUCGAGAGCUUGUCGCGAUUCUUGGCCACGAAGCCCCGCGUUUCGUAGGCCACCGCGCCGGCGAAGUGCCGCACGGCGAACUGCGCGCCGUCCGGGCCCCGCGCCUCGAAGUGCGGGUUCUUCCGCGCGAACGUCGCGGCGCACUUGGCGCCGAAGCGGUCGUCCCGCGCGCCCUCGCCGCCCUGGCACUCGUCGUCGAGCAGCGAGAAGAGGUUGACGGGCCGGCCGUCGAAGAGGGCCACGCACCGGGCGUUGUCCUCGAACUGGACGUGGGCGAACGGGACGCCCUCCUCCUCGUAGGUCCGGAGCUCCUCGCCGAAGACGCACGCGUCGAAGAACAGCUGCAGCUUCUCGUUCGCGUAGUUGAUGCAGAGCUGCUCGAACGAGUUGUGGCGGAAGACCUCGAAGCCGAAGAUGUCCAGGACCCCGAUGCUGCUGCUCGUCGGCGAGUCGCCUCGGCGGAGCGACUCGUUGACGCGCCGGACGAGGUAGUCGAAGAGGCCCCCGUACAACGCCUUGGCGAGGGCGUCCCGCGCCGAGCGCGCCUGCUUCGUCGUGAGGCGCAGCGUGACGAUGGAGCCCCGGCCCAUGCGCUCCGUCCGCGUCGUCACGGCCGUUUCGACUUCGGUCGCGUCGAGGCCCAAGAGAGGCGCGCACCGCCCGAUCGACGUCUCAGCGUUCACGCACCUCGCGUCGUCGCCGUCGAACUCGGCGCAGCCCAGGUGAAGGACGGCCGCGACGAUGUCCAGGACGUCUUGCCGGUCCGUCACGCCGAGGGCGUCGAGGGCCCGCAGCUGCGUCGCGAACUCUUGGGCGUCAUCUAUACCAUCAAUACGCAGACAGCCGCCCCGCGCGAGGUACGGGAACUCGCGCGCCUCGCCUUCGAUAUCGCUCAGGACCUGGUACAGCGCGUGGUACGUCCGUUCCCCGGGCCCGCACCCGACGACCCGCGACUUCUCCAGCAGGUACGUGUCGAUGGCGCACCCGGCCACGCGGCGGUUGGCGUCGAACGCCACGGUCAUCCACUUGCCGAAGCGGCUCGAGUUGUCGUUCCGGAGCGUCUUCGCGUUACCGUAGGCUUCGAGGACCGGGUUCGACUCGAGGAUGCGCCGCGCGACGUCGUCCUGGGCCCCGCCGGCGACGCGCGCUAGAUAAGAGAGGAUGAUUUUUGUGGUCUCCGUCUUGCCGGCGCCGCUCUCGCCGGAGACGAGCACGGACUGCGGCGCGCCGGUCUCUCGGAGCGCGUCGUAGCAUCGCGACGCGACGGCGUAGGCGUGCGGCGCGGUCGCGUCCGCCCGGAACGCGUCGACGAUCCUGUUGGAGUAGAUCGGCAGCUUCUUGAACGGGUUCACGGCGAUGAGGAUCGACCCGACCCAGGUGUAGAUGACCGACGCCUCGAAGCGCCGGCGGACGUGGUGCAGGAUGCUGCCCUCCGUGAAGACGUCGAGGUCGCACAGGUCGUCGCCGCGCGCGUUCAGCGCGCGCCCCGCCUCGGCGACUUGUGACAUGCGCGCCUCCCGCCGGCGGCCGUCGACGUUCAAACUGACGACGCGUGAGCCCCGCCGAUCGACGCGGCCCAGCGUCCACGCCCUCUGGGGGUCCUGGACAAAGAGCCAUUCUCCCCUGUCUAGCGACGAGCGGCGCCGCAGAGCAGUCAUAUGUGUUACAAGCGCCGCCUGCGCAUAGAACAAGCUGCAAUGGCUGCCCCGCGAGGCGGCCUGCAGGGCAGCCGUGCCC
Molecule: messenger RNA, 2290 nt
Organism: Pelagomonas calceolata
Lineage: Eukaryota; Pelagophyceae; Pelagomonadales; Pelagomonadaceae
Source: the annotation of a GenBank genome assembly